AUGUCCGCUCACUUGGGUGGUCUGCUUGAUUAUGAAACACCUAGCCGAGAUAAGUAUCAGGCGGGCCAACCGCGAGACUGCCAUCCGCUAACGAUUGUGUCCAAAGAGCAAGGCGCAUUUGGGCGUGCAACUAUUGCUUUAAUGGCUCACUGUUCAUACAAAUGGGACGCCACUAACGCUAACUGGGCUUUUAUCUCGCCUACAACUCCACUCGCGAUCCUCGCAUUCAUAUUUAGCCUUGUGGCUCGCUGUUUCUUUCAGGCUUCCUUCUCUCCUGUUUCUUAUUUUUCGACUUCUUCCAUGCUUGUUUUCGAUAGCCGCGUCUGUGUGACAUUCUCUAAGUAUAAUCCCCAACGCCUCGUCCAUUGCAGACAAAGGCUUGUGCAAAAAGCAACGCCAGCCUCACACCUCGCCUCGAGAGCGUCGCUCUUGUCAGCCUACAGCACCAUGGCAGAGCCUUCCCUAAAACGACCCAAGAAACUCAUCGCGUGUUGUGAUGGGACAUGGAUGAACUCAGACAAGGGCUUCGUCAAAGGUUCCCUCUUCUCUGGGCCAGGACAUCUCCAAACACCAUCCAAUGUUACCCGAAUAGGCCGCGCUAUUCUCCCCGAGGACCGUAACCACCACCCGCAAAUCGUGUAUUACCAGUCCGGAAUUGGCAGCGGCAACACCACUAUCGAGCGACUCGUAGCUUACUCAUUUCUCGCCAACAAUUACACCCACGGCGACUCGAUAUUCCUGCUCGGUUUUUCUAGAGGUGCAUUCACUGCCCGUAGUAUCGGAGGCUUAAUAGGCGGUGUCGGGCUGCUCACGAAGGACGGGCUCCCUUGGUUCUACCUCAUUUUUAAAGAUUGGGAAAACGCGGGCGUCCCCGAAUACAAGCCCUUAAUCCAGGACUUUAUUCCGAAUUUCUACAUCGCCUCACCGCCACACGACAUAGUUAACUACCUGAACAGCUACCGUGCCGAACUAAUCAAACGGAAUUUAACCCGUGAAGUCUCAAUCCAAGCCAUCGGCGUCUGGGACACGGUUGGUGCCCUUGGCAUCCCCACACCCAAGCUCUUCCAGAAAAUUGGACUCCCGGAUUUCCUGCACGAGUACAAAUUCCUCGACACCACUAUCGACAACCACGUCAAGUACGCGUUCCACGCUCUCGCGCUAGACGAGCAACGUGCCUCUUACAGCCCCACAAUCUGGGAACGUCCUCCCGGUUGCACAACCGUCCUUAAACAAGUCUGGUUCCCCGGCGUACAUUCCAAUGUCGGGGGUUCAUAUGACGACACCGGGAUCGCCGAUAUCACGUUAGCAUGGAUGAUGUCGAAUCUAGCUCCCUGGAUCGAUUUCAAUGAAAUUUAUAUCCGGGACCAAAGCAUGUUCAACCAAUUCAAUCUUGCAACAAAGAAGCAUGAGCGGAGAGGAUGGGCAUUGGGGAAGAUAUACGAUAGUUGCAAAUUUCCCACAAAUUUAUCGGGCAGGGAACCUCGGACGCCCGCUAUGUAUCACCAAAUCGAUUAUUUUACGAAUCAAGAGACAGAGCAGCCGUUGCGGGAUACAAAUGAGACAGUACACGCAUCUGUCCAUGCACGGAUUCUAAUGAAUGGGACGUCGUAUGAAGAUGAAGGUCCCUAUUUGCCAGAGGCGCUACAGGACUGGGAUCUGGAUAAUGGGCAGCGGCAUAGCAAUCCUGAUGGAAGUGAGCGACGGCAAACAAAACAAGUGAAAUGGGUAUACACAGGAAGUGAUCCGAGAUUUCAGGGAAAGAUUAUGCUUGAGGACCGGCUGGGCGAUUUCGAACUCGAUCUGCUACAGAUGGAUCCUGUUGCCUCGUCAGAGAGCGCACUAGAGGAUGCACCGGGCUUUGAAGUGAAAAACACCUCCGAUACCAAAAUAGUUGCCGGAGUCGCUGGGGCAACGUUUUCAUUCUGA
Lindgomyces ingoldianus is the source of this 1926-nucleotide messenger RNA. RefSeq lists its product as uncharacterized. Bases 1 to 1926 code for a protein of 641 amino acids. The transcript is spliced from 10 exons. The record is from RefSeq and is a predicted model, not a curated record. Lineage: Eukaryota; Fungi; Ascomycota; Dothideomycetes; Pleosporales; Lindgomycetaceae.